This is a messenger RNA of Pogoniulus pusillus (Red-fronted tinkerbird), 1123 nucleotides long. RefSeq names its product NUBP iron-sulfur cluster assembly factor 1, cytosolic (gene NUBP1). Gene Ontology annotation, cellular component: cytosol. Gene Ontology annotation, molecular function: ATP-dependent FeS chaperone activity; ATP binding; 4 iron, 4 sulfur cluster binding. Lineage: Eukaryota; Metazoa; Chordata; Aves; Piciformes; Lybiidae. The transcript is spliced from 11 exons. The coding region runs from base 16 to 1032 and encodes 338 amino acids. The record is from RefSeq and is a predicted model, not a curated record. Gene Ontology annotation, biological process: iron-sulfur cluster assembly.
AAUGCAAUCCAGAAUAUGUGGUUAGAAGUGAACCAGGACUGUGAAGCCAGCUCCCCAGAGCAAUGCUGCACUUCACAAAUGUGCUACUACUAUGACUGCCCGGGGACCGGCAGCGCCGAAGCGGGCACGGCCGCCGCCUGUCAAGGAUGCCCCAACCAGAGGCUCUGCGCAGCCGGCGCCGCGGCGCCGGACGCGGCAGAGACGGCGGAACUGCGGGAGCGGCUGCGCGGCGUAAAGCACACGGUGUUGGUGCUCUCCGGAAAGGGCGGCGUGGGGAAGAGCACCUUCAGCGCCCUUCUGGCUCACGGUCUGGCGGCGGAUGAGACCAAGCAGGUUGCUCUGCUGGACAUAGAUAUCUGUGGGCCAUCGAUCCCUAAGAUGAUGGGUCUAGAAGGAGAGCAGGUUCAUCAGAGUGGAUCUGGAUGGUCUCCAGUAUAUGUUGAAGAAAACUUGGGUGUCAUGUCAGCAGGGUUCUUGCUUAGUAGUCUCGAUGAUGCUGUCAUCUGGAGAGGACCCAAAAAAAAUGGGCUGAUUAAACAAUUUCUUCGUGACGUGGACUGGGGAGAACUCGACUACUUGAUUGUGGACACUCCUCCUGGAACAUCAGAUGAACAUUUAUCCAUCGUGCAGUACCUCAGUGCAGCGCACAUAGAUGGUGCUGUUAUAAUCACUACCCCUCAGGAAGUCUCGCUUCAGGAUGUGCGGAAAGAGAUCAACUUCUGCCACAAAGUGAAACUACCAAUCAUAGGUGUUGUGGAAAACAUGAGCGGCUUCAUAUGUCCAAAGUGUAAGAAUGAAUCUCAGAUCUUUCCCCCAACUACUGGAGGUGCAGAGAAGAUGUGCCAGAACUUCAAUGUUUCCUUCCUGGGUAAAGUGCCUCUAGAUCCUCAGAUAGGAAAAAGUUGUGACAAAGGGCAGUCUUUCUUGUCUGAGGCACCCCAGGCUCCAGCGACGCUGUCUUACAGGAGUAUCAUUCAAAGAAUUCAGGAAUACUGCGAUCAGCAUCGUUUUCAAGAAGAAAAGAUUAUCUAAUCUAUAAGUGGAGUAAAAUUGUAGCCCUCAUUGAAUUAUAGCAAAGUAACUUAUGCCUCGACUUAAUAAAAGGAAUGUAUUCUUUUUUUUA